Vitis riparia (riverbank grape) is the source of this 2408-nucleotide messenger RNA. Its product is annotated as calcium-dependent protein kinase 20. Gene Ontology annotation, molecular function: calmodulin binding; ATP binding; calcium ion binding. Bases 433 to 2139 code for a protein of 568 amino acids. The record is from RefSeq and is a predicted model, not a curated record. The transcript is spliced from 7 exons. Gene Ontology annotation, cellular component: nucleus; cytoplasm. Lineage: Eukaryota; Viridiplantae; Streptophyta; Magnoliopsida; Vitales; Vitaceae. Gene Ontology annotation, biological process: peptidyl-serine phosphorylation; protein autophosphorylation; intracellular signal transduction.
AUCACCAACCACAAGAUAGUCUCAAAUUUGUCAUAUCAUUCAUCAUGCAACUUUAAUGGCGUCCCUCUCUCUCUUUCCCUCUAUUCAUUUCUGGAGGAUGAUGAGCAAAAGUUAAUACGCCAUACCAGAAAGGCCAGCCACCCUCCUUCUUCUUCACUUUUCUCUCUCUUUCCUCCAUUUUCUCUCCCCCUUCUUUUCUCCCAAACGCCCCCAUCCCUUUUUGUUUAACCGUUUCUUUGAUUUCUUCAUCAAUUGGUUUUCAAAUUUGAGAUUCUUGGUGCAUUUGGCGAAGGCAAAUUUAUUAGUUUUGGGUUCGAUUCCGAGAGCUGUGCUGUUUGGAGCCGAAUUGGGGUUUCAGAUCUGUAGAAAGAGUGUGAAUGGGAUCGAGAGAGAUUGAUUUGGAUGUGGGAAUUGAAGAUUGAUAGUUGAUUGAUGGGGAACACAUGUGUAGGACCAAAUCUUGCGGCCAAUGGUUUUUUGCAAUCGGUCUCCGCCGCGGUUUGGCGAACCCGGCCGCCGGAGGACAUGCUUCCGCCUCCCAAUGCCGACGGAAGCAGCAGUGGGGACAAUGCAGGUUCUGAUGGCGCCAAAGGAUCAGAUCCCCCAAUGCCGGUGCAGAGCACGCCGCCUGAAACCGUUAAAAUCACUGCUGAGGUGCAGAAGGCCGAAAAAUCUGAUGGGAAUUCGGGAAAGCAGAAAAAACAGACUCAUAUGAAGCGGCUUUCCAGUGCAGGGCUUCAAAUAGAUUCUGUGUUGCAGAGGAACACUGAGAAUUUGAAGGAGAUCUAUAGUUUGGGCCGAAAGCUGGGGCAGGGGCAAUUUGGAACCACGUACCUUUGCGUGGAGAAGGCGAAUGGGAAAGAGUUUGCAUGUAAAUCGAUUGCCAAGAGGAAGUUGACGACGCGGGAAGAUGUGGAGGAUGUUAGGAGGGAGAUUCAGAUUAUGCACCAUCUGGCAGGGCAUCCCAAUGUGAUAUCAAUUGUGGGUGCUUUUGAGGAUGCAGUGGCUGUUCAUGUUGUUAUGGAGCUUUGUGUAGGUGGGGAGCUUUUUGAUAGGAUUAUUCAGAGGGGGCACUAUACGGAGAGAAAGGCCGCCGACCUUGCAAGGGUUAUAGUUGGUGUUGUGGAAGCAUGCCAUUCCUUAGGUGUUAUGCAUCGGGACUUGAAGCCCGAAAAUUUUCUCUUUAUCAAUCAGGAUGAGGAUUCACCGCUUAAAACAAUAGACUUUGGACUUUCCAUGUUCUUUAGGCCAGGUGAAAUAUUCACUGAGGUGGUUGGCAGUCCCUACUAUGUGGCCCCUGAAGUAUUGCGGAAGCAUUAUGGCCCAGAAUGUGAUGUUUGGAGUGCUGGGGUAAUCAUUUACAUUUUACUAAGUGGGGUUCCCCCAUUCUGGGAUGAAACCGAGCAAGGGAUAUUUGAGCAGGUUUUAAAAGGGGAUCUUGACUUUGUAUCGGAGCCAUGGCCUUCUAUAUCUGAUAGUGCAAAGGAUUUGGUAAGAAAAAUGCUUGUAAGAGACCCAAAAAAGCGUCUGACAGCCCAUGAAGUUCUGUGCCACCCUUGGGUUCAGGUCAAUGGUGUAGCUCCUGAUAAGCCUCUUGAUUCUGCUGUUCUGACUCGAUUGAAGCAAUUCUCUGCCAUGAACAAGCUCAAGAAAAUAGCCAUUAGAGUCAUUGCUGAGAGUUUGUCCGAAGAAGAAAUUGCUGGCUUAAAAGAAAUGUUCAAGAUGAUAGAUGUCGAUAAUAGUGGAAAUAUCACUCUUGAGGAACUAAAAACUGGUUUGGAAAGGGUGGGUGCUGACCUCAAGGAUUCAGAAAUUAUUAGGUUGAUGCAAGCGGCUGAUAUUGACAAUAGUGGCACAAUAGACUAUGGUGAGUUUGUGGCUGCAAUGCUCCAUCUAAACAAGAUCGAGAAGGAGGAUCAUUUGUAUGCAGCUUUUUCAUACUUUGACAAGGAUGGGAGUGGCUAUAUCACCCAAGAUGAGCUCCAACAGGCCUGUGAACAGUUUGGUCUAGAAGCCAUUCACCUAGAAGAUGUUAUUCGUGAAGUUGAUCAGGAUAAUGAUGGGCGCAUUGAUUACAGUGAAUUUGUGGCCAUGAUGCAAGAUAGAGAUUUUGGCAAGAAGGGAUACAAAAUAACCUAACCAUUGGGUUUAGGAAAGCCUUAAAUCACAAUGAAUACUUGAUCCUCGAAUGCCACAAUAGCCGCAUCAUGUAUGAUCUACUUCUACAACUAAAUAGAUUUGGACAUGCAUAUUUCUGUAAUUGUAAAGAUAAGUAGGUUUUGGGGAGGGGAAGAGGGUGUCCUAUCCACUUUAGUUUUUUCAAUUGUAUUUACCACCCAAUUUUUUUGUUGGUUAUUUUGGGUUUUAUUAGGUUGUCAUUUUUAUUUUAUUUUCAAACAUUGUCUGUA